CCAUUCACGCUUAUCGUAUUUGUGUAGUCUGCAGCUUCCACAGAAGCCACUCUGCUCACACACGCUUCUCGCUCUCUCUCUAUCAAAAACCCUAUCAAAUCUUCCGCCCAUGGGAACACCAGCUAUGGCUGAAUCAGCAAUGUUUGUGGUACCUCAAACCAUUGGCAAUAUUUUGUGCUGCAAGUGUGGUAUUCUUAUGGUACCAAAUGGUGCCAAUAUGUGUGUGACUUGUUUGCGUUCUGAAAUUGACAUCACUGAAGGUUUAAGAAAGCGUGUGAUCAUUCUGCACUGUCCAGAUUGUACUAGCUACUUAAAGCCUCCUAGUACUUGGAUUGAAGCCCAAUUAGAAUCGAAAGAGUUGUUGAAGUUUUGUGUUGACAUACAGAGGAAGCAGCACGAUAAGGCUAAGGUUAGGUUAGUUGAUGCAUUCUUUAUUUGGACUGAACCUCACUCUAAGAGAAUCAAGGUGAAGCUGAAAAUCCAGAAGGAUGUGUUUAAUGGGACAAUUCUUGAACAAUCUUAUGUAGUUGAGUAUGUUGUACAACCUCACUUGUGUGAGAAUUGUUCAAGAGUUCAGGUCAAUCCUGAUCAGUGGGUUGCUGUUGUUCAGCUCCGUCAACAUGUUUCUCACAGAAGAACUUUCUUUUUUCUGGAACAGUUGAUUCUAAAGCAUGGUGCUGCUGUCCUUGCCAUAAAGAUCAAACAGGUAGAUGAAGGUAUUGAUUUUUUCUUUGCUAAGAGGAGUUAUGCUAUGAAAUUUGUGGAAUUUAUAGGUAAAGUAGUUCCACUCAGGACUCGCUAUGAUAGGCAGCUUGUUUCCCAUGAUUCUAAGAGCAACAAGUACAAUUAUAAAUAUACAUUCUCGGUUGAAAUCUGUCCCAUUUGCCGUGAGGAUUUGAUCUGUUUGCCUCCAAAGGUUGCAUCUAAUUUAGGAAAUAUAGGCCCUCUCGUGAUAUGCAUGAAAGUGAUGAAUGGUAUUACUCUACUGGAUCCAUUUACUCUGAGGCACUGUUUCUUGAAUGCUGACCAGUACUGGAGGGCAUCUUUUCAGUCUUUACUUACGAGCAGGCAGCUUGUGGAAUACAUCAUAUUAGAUGUGGAGCCUCUUUCUUAUGAAGUUAGCGAUGGUAACCGCAAGUAUAACUUAGCAGAUGCUCAAGUUGCCCGCAAAUGUGAUUUUGGAAAGAACAAUAACAUUUUCUACAUAAGAACACAUCUUGGUCACAUUUUGAGUGCUGGGGAUUCGGCUCUUGGUUAUGACAUCUAUGGGGCUAAUAGUAAUGGCAUAGAACUGGACAAAUAUAGAGGUCUUGUCCUUCCGGAUGCAAUUUUGAUAAAGAAAAGCUAUGGGGAAAGCAAUCAGAGGAAGCAUAGGGAUGCCUAUGGAUGCAAAAGUUCCUUGACAAACAUGGAAGUUGAUGAGUCUGGGGUCUCAGAGUAUGAAGAAUUCUGUAGAGAUCUGGAAGAGAACCCCGAUUUGAGAUUCAACCUAUCACUAGAGGAGUCUUUAGAAGAGUUGCUUGCGGAUCUUGAUCUGAGUGAGGAACAUGAAGACAACAUGAGAGAGUGAAUGGAAGCAUCAAUGGCAUUAGCAACAGUGAUGAACUGUUGUGGGGAGACUGUUCUUAGCAGCCACCUGCUACGAAAGGCGUGGAGUGAUCCAGACCUGCGUUUCGAUAUCUCAACCCUAUUGUCUAGAGUCAGAACUUUCCAUCCAUCAUUUCCAUUUCCAAGCCUGUUGGAGUCAGAAGCUGAUAGCAAAUCCUGUAUGCAGCUUUCGCUCGCAAACUGCACGUAUCUUCUCAGUGAGUCCUCGCUAAUAGACCUGCAAAAUAUGGGAAUGAAAAUUAGAAUUGUCACAGAGCUACAACCAUUGUAACAGUUUCAAGAUUAGAUAAGAAACAUUUUUAGUGCUUACCAGGACGUGCUGCUACCUGUUGGACUGUUCAUUGCAAGGUUCAAGAAGUGGCUCCUCCUCCUGAGUCCUGAAGCCUUCUUUUCACUUCAACAAAAUCAAUGAUAUUGUAAAAAAAUAUAUAUAUAGUAAAGAGGAAGGGAGUAUCAAUUGGAGGUUAAGGAUUAGUUAGAAAGAGUGGCCGAGAAGUGUAAAAUAAUGCUAAAUGGGCCAAGGUCAUUGAUGCACAUGCAAUGCCAGAGGAACCUCCAUGAUUAGAAGUUAACGUCUUCUUCUCUAUAGAAAGAGAGAUAAAGGAUGGAUACUUUCCUUGCAACAAAGCAGCGAGAACUGAGGGUAGGGAAGAUGAUGCACAUGGAGUGUUGGUGGGCAUUUUAAAACACAGCAAAGAAAAGAGGGAAAAUGACUGAAAAUCAAAGCCAGAAUAAGACCACAAGAGUUGUUAAAACUCUAUAUUAUACAAAACUCUUUGCCUGGUUAUGGGUGACAUUGACCCUACCAAAACCAAUCUCAUGACUUCCUCCUGAACAUGCCAUGGCCAAAUUUAAACUGCAGUACCAAACAACAGAGGGACAAAUCAGAUCCCAGAGUAUGAAGUCCUUUGCAUAGUAUAUUUUUUGAAACAUCUCACCAAUCCAUUUACAUUCCAAGCACUUUCAAAAUGUUAGUCUUACAGUCUUAAGAUGGUAAUACAUAAAAUCUUCUGUACACUGCAUUCAUAUAUGAAAGUUGACACAGCA
Molecule: messenger RNA, 2655 nt
Organism: Hevea brasiliensis (rubber tree)
Lineage: Eukaryota; Viridiplantae; Streptophyta; Magnoliopsida; Malpighiales; Euphorbiaceae
Exons: 3
Coding region: 110-1570 (486 amino acids)
Biological process (GO): ribosomal large subunit export from nucleus
Cellular component (GO): cytoplasm; nucleus
Molecular function (GO): ribosomal large subunit binding
Source: RefSeq, a predicted model, not a curated record